Molecule: messenger RNA, 1238 nt
Organism: Conger conger (European conger)
Lineage: Eukaryota; Metazoa; Chordata; Actinopteri; Anguilliformes; Congridae
Gene: slc25a26
Product: solute carrier family 25 member 26
Exons: 10
Coding region: 125-928 (267 amino acids)
Biological process (GO): transmembrane transport
Cellular component (GO): mitochondrial inner membrane
Molecular function (GO): S-adenosyl-L-methionine transmembrane transporter activity
Source: RefSeq, a predicted model, not a curated record
AGUUAGGCAAGAUGGCCGCGUCCUUGAUAAACAUGUUGCACUUCGAACUGAAUGGACGAACCGCAGUACAGCCUAAAAUAACACAGAAAUGAUUUUGAGAAAGUAAUCACGAGUCGAGUUUAACAUGGAGAGAAGAGAAUUCGUUGCAUCGCUUGUGGCCGGGGGCUGUGCGGGGAUGUGUGUGGACCUCACCCUCUUUCCCCUGGACACCAUGAAGACCAGGCUGCAGAGCCAGCAGGGCUUCUCCAGGGCCGGGGGCUUCCGGGGCAUCUACGCAGGGGUCCCUUCAGCUGCGGUGGGGUCCUUCCCCAGCGCCGCGGCCUUCUUCGUCACCUACGAGUGCGCAAAGUCCCUGCUCCAGGUCUCCCCGGCCUCCAACAUGACCCCCGUCACCCACAUGGCGGCCGCCUCCUUGGGAGAAAUCGUGGCCUGCCUCAUCCGGGUGCCGUCGGAAGUGGUGAAACAAAGGACGCAAGCUUCCCCGUCCUCCAGCUCGUACCGGGAGCUGGUGGGCACCCUGAGAGAGGAGGGCUUCCGCGGACUCUACAGAGGCUACAGGAGUACGGUUAUUCGAGAGAUUCCAUUCUCCCUGGUGCAGUUUCCUUUAUGGGAAUAUUUGAAGAGCCUUUGGUCGUUGAGGCAAGGUCACGUGCUGUAUUCUUGGCAGUCGGCUGUUUGCGGAGCUUUCGCAGGCGGAGUUGCUGCCUUUGUCACAACCCCUCUGGAUGUAGCGAAGACCAGAAUAAUGUUGGCGAAGGCGGGGACCAGGACGGCCAGUGGAAACAUCCCUCUGGUGCUGUGUGAGGUGUGGAAGACCCGCGGGCUCUCAGGCCUCUUUGCCGGCAGUGUUCCGAGGAUGACCUUCAUCAGUGUGGGGGGCUUCAUCUUCCUCGGGGCGUACGAGAAGGUGCGCAGCGUGAUGCUGUAGGAGCGCGGCGUCUGGGACGAAGACCCCUUCCCGACCCGGUUUGAACUGGCCAUCAAAAGAGCUGAGGCAGGACACCUGGUGUCUGCAGUGCCCUCGUUCACCCUGAUCACAUUACCCAGGGAUCUGCAUUCUUGGUCAACAGCGUGCAGCAUAUUGAGUUUAACGGCGUAAAUUCCAAUUAUCUAACACAGAUUGCUUUCAGGGAGAGGAAUUUUACAACCCAGGGUGCUCUCUAUGAAAUGUGUGGUUGCAGGUGUUAUUAAAUGUUGUUUUAUAACCAAAUAAAGAUAAAUAAAGAUAUUAAUAAAUA